Molecule: messenger RNA, 709 nt
Organism: Aphanomyces astaci
Lineage: Eukaryota; Oomycota; Saprolegniomycetes; Saprolegniales; Verrucalvaceae
Exons: 1
Coding region: 1-621 (206 amino acids)
Biological process (GO): proton transmembrane transport
Cellular component (GO): plasma membrane
Molecular function (GO): voltage-gated proton channel activity
Source: RefSeq, a predicted model, not a curated record
AUGAGUUCAUCUCGCCAUGAUGGAGGCGGCAUCGCCAACCUCCGCGCUACUUGCGCCGCAUGGCUUCGUUCCCGCUUGCUGCAUAUCGUGUUUCUCUGCCUUGUGGUCGUGGACUUUUUAUGUGUCGUGGGGGAAUUGUCAUUGACCCUCAUCGCGCACUCGACGUGCCCGGACGAAGGAGCGAUCGGCGGGAGAACUGACUCGACAGAAGCGGCCAUUGAGGUGCUGGGCCAUGUUUCCCUGGGUAUUGUGGCUGUUUUUGUUGUGGAAACCGUCGCAAAGCUCAUGUUCUUGGGAUGGACGUAUUACGCCCACAACUGGCUGCACGCGUUCGACGCCGUCGUCGUCGUGUCGACGUUCACCAUGAGCAUUGUGCUGCAUGGACAGGAAGAGCGCGAAGUUGUUGGCCUUCUUAUCGUAUUUCGAGUGGGAUACAUCCUUCGCAUCAUUGAUUCCGUCGUCAUGACCAGCGAGAUGCACUACGAAGACACCAUCCACCGGCUCGAGCACGAACUCGCCGCUUGCCGGCUGCAACUCCAAGCAGCGACAACUGCUACCCCCACUCCUUCCGUAUUCACUACGGACUAUGUCAAACCAGCAUGUAGUCCCUACGAUAGUUGACAGCAUUUACACGAACGAGUCUUCCUUAUUACAAUAGAAUACUAUCACUUGGUUGGGUGGUGGUGGACGCGCCAUUCUCCAACUCGCG